AUCAGAGAGAAGUAAGGACUUCCUUCAUCAGAUGGUAUGAUGAUCUUUUUUACCUUGAAUUUUGCAGUCGACCUGCCCCUUGGCUUCAUCCUGAUUCCGCUGCACUCGUACCGGCCCUCGUUGCAGGGCGCUUAUCUGGGGAAUAUGACUACUACAUUUGGACACCCGCACUACUUUCAGCUCAGGUACGUGCUUAAUGUCUUGAUGGUAAAUCAAGGGAGAUCGAAGCAAGAAACUAAAUGUCGCUGACCUCCUGCCGACUUUCUGUCCAUGUGCAUCGAGUGGAGCUCGCUCUGGCAUCUGAUACUUUGCUCCGACUUAUAAAAGUGAGUAGGAGAUAUCGAAACUGUCUUCUCAAGCCACCGCACAACAUUCAAACAGCUCUUACACAAUGAAGUUCGCCCUUGUCGUUGCUCUUCUCUCCGCCUUCACCCUCCCAGCGUUCGCAGAACCCGCAUAUGUUACAUGGGACUAUACGUACAGCAACCCUGACGCGUCUCUCAAUAUCGUCUCCUGCUCCAACGGCAAAAAUGGUCUUGUGACCAAGGGGUACACCACCUUUUCCUCCAUCCCUUCAUUCCCCUACAUCGGAGGUGUUCCAGGUGGCGUCUGGAACUCCACCUUGUGUGGUUCCUGCUGGAGCCUCAAGUACGCCACGCCUAGCGGCAGCCAGACUACCGUCUACAUCACCGCUGUUGAUAACUCUUACACAUUCAAUAUCUCACCAGAGGCAUUUGGAGAGUUGACUGAUGGCACUGGCUUCGAGGCCGGCAAAGUCAAAGUUAGAGCUCUUCGGGUUCCCUCGAGCAAGUGUGGCAUGUAGAGACGGGUGUGUUCUCCUUGAUGUUUUGCAAGGCUUGCGCACUGAUUCGAUGUUGAAUCUCGUCCUAGGAAUGUUCUUUGGCAUCGAACAAUGCCUGAAUUGUUCGUGAGUAGAGCAUCUCGCACUUGGGCUGUAGUUCGUUAUUCAAUAAAUAUGGCAAGAGGUACUGAUUUAACUAUUUGUGUCAGCGCACCAAAUGCACCUUGGACCA
Molecule: messenger RNA, 1034 nt
Organism: Suillus plorans
Lineage: Eukaryota; Fungi; Basidiomycota; Agaricomycetes; Boletales; Suillaceae
Product: Cerato-platanin
Exons: 1
Coding region: 392-823 (143 amino acids)
Source: RefSeq, a predicted model, not a curated record